GUAUUGAUAGCCGUAUUGAGGUAAGGGGAAGUUCAUAUAUCUCCUUUUCCCUCUUUUGUUACGUUGUUCGACCGUGUCAUGUGAACAUCGUCAGAACUCCAGAGCGAGUAUCGGAAUUCAACAUGGCCACAAUGAUGAAUUCGCUCGCAGUACGCCACAUCCAGAAUAUGAGCGAGGCGGAUAAUCUGGAGCCUCACUGGGGAUAUGCUGAUCGAGUCGUGCCCUGUACUAAUGACCCGGGAUCUUGCGAAUAUCUCGACGUAGUAUACCAUUCUCACGAUCUAGGGAUGCUAUACACAGGCAUCUUCUGGGCGACAAUUGGAGGUAUCUUGUUUCUCUGGUACAUUGGUCGAAAGAUUUUCCAGUCUCCAACAUCCGGCCAAGACGGCGUGCUGUGGAAGUUGGAAGGGCAAAAUCAAGUCCGCCAAGGUGGUGUGGAAAAGCUGAGGUCGACUAUCGCCUCGUACAGCCGUCAGUUUCUUCUCCCUGAAAGCCUGCGAUUGGUCUUCGGCCGGGUCACUCGAUUGCAAGUCGUCAUCCUUGCCACCCUAGUAGGAUAUCUUACUAUUUGGUCCUUUGUGGGGAUCGUCUACAAGAAAUGGGUGACACCAGUGAAGAACAUGGAAGGUGUCUACAACACACGAUCAAGUCUGGGGCCUUGGUCAGAUCGAGUCGGCGUAUUGGCUUACGCUCUGACGCCUCUGUCCGUAUUGUUGUCGAGUCGAGAGUCUAUCUUGUCGCUCGUGACUGGCAUUCCUUAUCAACACUUCAACUUCCUUCAUCGAUGGCUCGGCUAUGUCAUCUUUGUUCAGUCCGCACUGCAUACGAUCGGCUGGUGCGUGAUUGAGAUUCGAUUAUACCAGCCCCAGCCCAUGGUUGCCAACAUGUGGAUCAAGCAGACAUAUAUGAUCUGGGGAGUCAUUGCCAUGUUCAUCCUGACCGUCCUGUUCAUUCUCAGCACGCCGUGGGCCAUUCGAAGGACGGGGUACGAGUUCUUCCGCAAAGCUCAUUACGUUCUAGCCAUGGUCUACAUUGGUGCAUGCUGGGGCCAUUGGGAGCAAUUGAAAUGCUUCUUGCUGCCUUCCCUUCUGCUCUGGUUUCUGGAUCGAGGAAUCCGACUUGUCAGAACUGGUUUAAUUCACUACCGGCAUCUGCCCGGCGGUCCUGUCGGCUUUCAAAGCUCAUCCGCCAAGAUAACCCACUAUCCUGACCCAGAAAAUGGUGAUGUGGUCCGUCUCGAUUUCGUCCAGGCCCAUGAUGCUUGGGAGAUAGGUCAACAUUUCUACCUGUGCUUUCCUGCUGUGAGUCUAUGGCAAUCGCACCCCUUUACGCCGUGCUGUCCUCCAGGCAACCGAGCCGAAGGACAAAAGCAUGCUUAUGUCCUGCGGGCCAAGAAAGGGGCGACCAAGGUUCUUGCAGAUAUUGCAGCGGUGCAGUGUGGAGAAGCAUCCGAUCCAAAGAAGUCUGAGAUCCUUUCCAAACCCACCACAUCUGUUAUUUUGUCAGGCCCAUAUGGGACCUCGACUGUCAGCCAUUUGUCACCUCAGACCAACAUUCUCUGCGUUGCAGGCGGCACCGGGGUUAGUUUUGUCUUGCCUGUGAUACUGAGUCUGGUCAAUCAACCAGCCAGUAACGGUAGGCAGGUGGGAUUGAUCUGGGCCGUGCGAAGAGACCAAGAUGUUGAAUGGAUCAGUGAGGAGCUCGACACAAUCAGGCGAGCACAAGGAUCACUGAACAUCAAGGUCAAAAUAUUCGUGACACGGGAAACCGGGGCAAGCAAUGGAAACGUGAGAAUGACGAGAAACGAAGAGAAAGGUCGGCCAGAUUUGAAAGAGGACCAGAUUGCAAUCUCCUCGUCGUCUUCAUCUGCUUCUGCAUCACAAGACUCAUCCUUUUCCAAGGCCAACCCCAGCUUGUUUUCCAUCCAUCACCCCCUGACGACAGCAGAAGGGAAUCCAGAGUCGCGUCACCCGGAUCUUAGUACGUUGGUUGGGGAAUUUGUCGAUUCAACUACUCAUGGUCCCGCCACCGUCUACGCCAGCGGGCCUGGCGGGAUGAUAUCGGACUUGCGGAGGAUUGUCGCGUCGCAAAACUCCGGCAGCAAGGUCUGGAGCGGCGACCAACGACAUGACGUAAAAUUAGUGUGUGAUGACCGGUUAGAAUGGUAGCUAAUGAUUGAAUGUCACAAAUACAUCUCCGUGUAUCCUCCUGAGUCAUGUGACACCCACUUGGACCGUGCCAAUGAUCGUGUCCCGCCGAUCCAAUCAAAACACGCAAUCUGUCCUGUGACGUCGUUGGUUGGCGUUCGACAUCCAUGCACCACCACAUUAUUACUCCCUAUGCUAUUGCUAUUUGGACAACGAUGGACGGACCACUAUUGCUUCUCCCUGCCUCUCCAUUAUCUCUUAAUAUGUACCAGUGGUGACAUAUCCCUUGGCCUUCACCUUCAAUAACGCAACCGACUGUCACAUCACCGAGCAUCCGAGUUUCAAGUCUCGAGACGAAUCCUUCGACGAUAGGCAACCGCAUUUUGGAGUAUAUAGAUAGGUAGGUAUCUAUCUAUCUAUCUAUCUAUCUGCCUCGCUGUA
This is a messenger RNA of Exophiala mesophila, 2588 nucleotides long. RefSeq lists its product as uncharacterized. Gene Ontology annotation, biological process: iron ion transport; intracellular iron ion homeostasis; copper ion import. NCBI's taxonomy places the organism in Eukaryota, Fungi, Ascomycota, Eurotiomycetes, Chaetothyriales, Herpotrichiellaceae. Gene Ontology annotation, cellular component: plasma membrane. The record is from RefSeq and is a predicted model, not a curated record. Bases 123 to 2168 code for a protein of 681 amino acids. Gene Ontology annotation, molecular function: ferric-chelate reductase activity. The transcript has a single exon.